This is a messenger RNA of Hippopotamus amphibius kiboko, 1233 nucleotides long. RefSeq names its product rho guanine nucleotide exchange factor 18-like. Bases 1 to 1233 code for a protein of 410 amino acids. The record is from RefSeq and is a predicted model, not a curated record. NCBI's taxonomy places the organism in Eukaryota, Metazoa, Chordata, Mammalia, Artiodactyla, Hippopotamidae. The transcript is spliced from 10 exons.
AUGAAUCAUUUCCGGAACAAGAAGAGGGAGGGUGGGGAGGAUGGAAUUCCAGGGCUGCUCGGCGGUGGCGAGAGCUCAGAGGACCUCAGCCUGGACUUGGAGGCCCUUCAGGGCAGCGAGUAUCUCCAGGACCUGGGCCUCGAGGUCCCUUCGAACAGCCAGCCUGGGGGGGCCAGGGGCAGUGGCCCCCCUAGUGAAGAAGCCGGAGGAGACUUGCCAUUCUCCAGCCUUUCGGGGUCCCAGGGCCGGCCUCAGAGACGCAGCUGGGAGAGGUCACGGAGCUGCUCUGAGAGCUGGCAGAGGCUCAGCUUCGAAGCCUCAGCUGCGAAUGAGGGGCCCUCUCUCCCUCGGACACUGGCCAAUCUUGCUCUGAACCUGCCAGGAGAGGGCCUGCAGGCCUGGACCCAAGGGUGUCUGUCUGGGGGCAGAACCUCUGCAGAGCCACCAAGCAAGGAAUGUGACAGCCCCGAGAAAAGAGUGAGGUCACGGUCGGUUCCCGUGUCCUUCGAUGAGAUCAGCUCCCUGGAAAUCUUUCCAGCUUUGGAUAUGCCCGCUCCAGCUGUUCAAGGACUGGAGCCACCGGUGCUGGAGUGCAUGGAAAAGGACCACGUGGAGCCGGAUCAUGUGUUGAUUGUCCAGCAGGUGCUUCAAGAACUCCGACAGUACCAUGGGGCCCGGCAGAUGGCUCGCUUGUCCGUCAGCCCCGGAGGAGCCCACUCAAACCUCACCUGGUUUGAGUUCCUGUCCGAGGAUGAGGAUGGCACAGGGAAGAUGGAGAGAAGAGACAGGAGCACCAGGGUGAAGCGCAGUCUGAGCUCCCUCCGAAGUCGAGUCACCAGGCAGAAGGAGAAGGGGAAGAACACUGUGCAUCUGAAGGACAAAGGUCAGGAUGCUCGAGAGAGGAAAGAGUGUGCCAAUGGGCACCAGUUGGCUCGAGGAACCUACUCUGGCCACUCCAGCUGCCCCCUGUGUGGCAAACCUUUUCUGAGCUCUGUCCCCUCGCCCGGCCUAAACCCGAGCGAACGACCCCUGAGCGAGGCCCCAGGUUCAGCCUCCACCAACACCCUCAGUUCUCGGGACCCACCGACGCUCGAGGCCACGCCCCCUUCCGGGCCCACACCCUCUGACCCCGCCCUCGGGGGCGGGGCCGCGCGUGCGCACCUCACCCGCGCUGCUUCCCGCUUCCGGCUUCGGGCUGAGGGUGGCCGUGGAUUUAGGGAGGCCGGGUGGUAG